Messenger RNA from Closterium sp. NIES-65, 1290 nucleotides. NCBI's taxonomy places the organism in Eukaryota, Viridiplantae, Streptophyta, Zygnematophyceae, Desmidiales, Closteriaceae. The record is from the annotation of a GenBank genome assembly.
AUGGGAAUGCCGCACUCGCUCUGUCUUUCCCUCUGCUGCGCACUGGGUGGGCAGGAGGACGCGGUGCUGCUGCGCCACGCGCUGCAGAAGUUCACAGACCGCUUUUGCCAGAACUUCCUGCGAAAGCACCUGGGAGCUGCUGCACUCUCGCAGCAUAAUCUAUUGGACGGCCACAAUCAGCCAUUGCUCUGUCAGGAUCGCAAGCAGCAGCAAUCGGAGCAUUCGGAGGGCGUGGGAGCAGCAGCCCUGGCGUUCGGAGGGCUUUCGUAUGAGGAGUGCGUGACGGCGUUCCUCGCCCCCCAUGCUCGAUGCUGCCUCCCACCCGCCCCACCCAACCUCUCAUCCCUCGUCGCCACCCCUCCCCUUGCUUUCCAAGGUCCUCCUCCUGCUUCCCAAGCUCCUCCACCUGCUUCCCAAGCUCCUCCUCCUGCUUCCCAAGCUCCUCCUCCUGCUUCCCAAGCUCCUCCUCCUGCUUCCCAAGCUCCUCCUCCUGCUUCCCAAGCUGCCCCCUUCUCUGCGGCUGUCGCGUCUACCACGGAGUGCCCAUUCGCCCGUCAUGCCGUCCCUGUUGCUGCUGCCUCCACCGCCGCUGCUUUGCGUUGCCCAGCGAAGCGGCCACGGGGCGACAGCCCCGGCCUGACAGCAGGCCAACCGGUGAGUGGGGGAAACGAGAGCUGGGUGGUGCGAGGCGGGGUGGCGUUUGGCACGGAGCGCCGGCGUCAGUCAGUGGCAGAGCAGUUCAAGCAGCAGGGGGCGAGCAGCCGCGUGCAGGAGACAGAGGAAGCAGCCCUUCUGGAGGCGCUGCUGCAGGAGGAGCAUCGCCAGCAGCAGCAAGGAGGAGCGGGUAGCAGGGCGCAGCGGCGGGUGGACUGGCCCCCCGUUGGGUCGGAGAGUGCUCUUCCAGACGACGUGCUGCUGGGACUCAGCUGUGAGGACCCUGCUUUCAUGCAAGGCACCGCUUUCUCUGCUCCUCUGCCAACCCAGCCACUCACAGCGCUGCCAUUAGCAAUGCUCCCCAAACUCGCUGCUCUGUCUGGCUCCGCUCCUUGCAUUGGGGAUGGUUCCACACUGCAGAGGGUGGAGUGGCCGCGCGUUGGGUCGGAGAGUGCCCUUCCAGACGACGUGCUGCUGGGACUAUGCUGCGAGGGCCCUGCCUCCGCACAACGUGCUGCUCUCUCUGCUCCUCCGCCCACCCAGCCAUGCGCACCCGUUGCUCUUUGUGCCUCCGCUCCCGGCAGCACGAGCAGUUGCAUUGCAGUGGUGCUUGCGGGGAGUACGUGUGGCACUUAG